Messenger RNA from Pteronotus mesoamericanus, 2503 nucleotides. Its product is annotated as zinc finger protein 501-like. The transcript is spliced from 4 exons. Bases 68 to 1447 code for a protein of 459 amino acids. Lineage: Eukaryota; Metazoa; Chordata; Mammalia; Chiroptera; Mormoopidae. Gene Ontology annotation, biological process: regulation of DNA-templated transcription. The record is from RefSeq and is a predicted model, not a curated record.
CCCCCUGCUGGCGACCUGGCCUGCAACCCAGCCUGCCCGUCUCCCGUUCACUGUGGGCACUGGAAGGAUGGCCACCCAGCGACUGACCAAGAAGGCCCUGGGGUCGGUGGCGUUCAGGGAUGUGAUUGUGGACUUCACCCCGGAGGAGUGGCAGCAGCUGAAGCCUGCGCAGAAGGACCUGUACAGGGACGUGAUGAUGGAGACCUACUGGAACCUGGUCUCGCUGGACUUGGAGACUAGACCUGCCAUGAAAGACUCGGACCCACAGGAGGACAGUUGGGGAGGCAGACCUGCUGUUCUGGUGGUUGCAGAAGGAUCCACAAGGAAUGGUGCCAGGGGUUAUGCCUGUGAAGGAGCGCGGACAAAGAGUGACUGGGUGGAAUGGGGACAGGGGCGCCCAGGGGUCUGUCUGGGACAUUUGGACAUGUCUCCAGUGUUAUCCCCUGAAUGUUGUGAAUUUAAGGCAUUUGUGCACCAAAGCCCCAUGCCAGCCCCACCGAGACUGGAGGGACCAAAAGGAGCACAGUCACACCUGUUCACCAUGUGUGGGAAGCACUCAGGUACCUCAAGCCUCUAUCCUCCCCACAGACUCCGUGCAGAGAAGAAGCCCUAUAAGUGUGGGGACUGUGGCAUGACUUUCACCUAUAACUCAUCCCGGAAGGAGCAGCCACGAAUCUACACUGGGGAGAAGCCUUUCUCUUGCGCCACGUGCGGGAAGCAGUUCACCCUGCGGUCUUACCUCACCAUCCAUCAGCGCAUGCACACUGGGGAGAAGCCAUAUGUGUGUGGUACCUGCGGCAAGUCCUUCAGCUGGAAAAGGAGCUUCGUUGUUCAUCAGAGGACACACACUGGGGAGAAGCUGUAUGAGUGCUGGGACUGCGGCAAGGCCUUCAGCCAGAAAGGGAACCUCAAUGUGCACCAGAUGACGCACACUGGGGAGAAACCGUACGUGUGCAAUACCUGCAGGAAGGCCUUCAGCCGGAAUAGGAGCCUCAUUGUACAUCAGAGGAUGCACACCGGUGAAAAGCCCUACACAUGUGCUGACUGUGAAAAGGCCUUCAGCCGAAACGAGUACCUUAUUGUGCACCAGAGAACACACACAGGGGAGAAGCCAUAUACUUGUGACCAGUGUGGCAAGUCCUUCAGGCGAAAUUCCUCAUUCAGGGAGCAUCGGCACAUGCACACUGGGGAGAAGCCAUACACUUGUGGUCAGUGUGGCAAGACUUUCAGGCAAAACUCCUCAUUGAGGGACCACCGACGCAUGCACACUGGGGAGAAGCCCUACAAGUGCAGCCAGUGUGACAAGGCCUUUAGACUCAAAUCCUCUCUCAGGAAGCACAGGCGUGUGCAUACCGGGGAGAAGCCCUACAGGUGCAGCCAGUGUGACAAGGCCUUUAGCAAGAACAGUUCACUCAGGAAGCACAAGCAUGUGCACACCAGGGCAUAGUCCUACCAGUGCUCCAUCUGCAAGAAGCGCUUUCUGGCACACUUACCCUUGCAGGAGCACCAGACCAACAACACUGUGGAGAAGUCCUAUUAGUACACCCAGUGUGGCAAAGCCUUCCUCAGGAACUUCUUCCUCUCCAUUCACUGCAGGAUCCACCUGGGAGACAAGUCCUACAAGUGUGGCAAGUGCAGAAAAAACUUUCAGCAUGAACUUCAUCCUCACGCUACACCAGAAGAGGAUGCACAUGUAGUAGAGGAGUGGGAAAUCUCACAAUCCACACCCAACAGGCAGGUCCAGAGCCCAUAGGUCACUACCAGAAAUGACAUUGGAGCCCACGGGUAGGACGCAAGAGAAGUCCUGCCCAGACAUGUAGUAGGAAUAUGGACAGUGGGGACAGGCCAUGCCAUGCUCACCAUUUGCUUCUGCAGCGUCCCCAGGGCCGUGUGGAAAUCAAGCCCUGCUAUAGGUCCAGUAUCUGGGAGCAUGGCUAGAGGCACUGUGGCUCCAGACCAAGCUGGCGUAAACUAUCCUAUGAGCUUGAACAAUGCAUUUAGUGUCUCUGGGUCUACAUCUCCUCAAUAGUAAAGUGGAGGAGGGGGAGGAGAGAAGAACAGGGUGAGGUGGGCUGCAAGGGAUUUUGUCACUUUGUCACCUAUACUUGGGUCUAGUCCAGAGGUCAGGUUGUCACUAUCUGUGUGUUUGCUCAUUUCCCCACAUACAAUCCCUAGUUUCCAUGUAACACCAAGUGGAAGGCCCCAAGCUCAUAAACUAUCGAAGUCACCAGGCAGUUCCCAUGGAGAAAAAAUACACUUUGGGAAUAGGAAGUAACAGUAGUCACAACAGAUACCAAAGUUCCCCAUAGUAGUCUGCUAAAAAAGUUUUUUUUGAAUAAAACUUUUAAUUGAGACCAAUGUCAUUCUAAACAGUCAUCAGAUGCAAAAGAUGCAAGGGCUGGUUGUCCUGUCCAGAAGAGUGUCGAUUUGGGGGAAGAAGCAUGAAUACCCCACAGGUCCUCUGGCACAGAACAAGCCUGUCCCAGGCCAUCUGCUCCUCACA